Molecule: messenger RNA, 1652 nt
Organism: Ruditapes philippinarum (Manila clam)
Lineage: Eukaryota; Metazoa; Mollusca; Bivalvia; Venerida; Veneridae
Exons: 4
Coding region: 86-583 (165 amino acids)
Source: RefSeq, a predicted model, not a curated record
UAAACCAUUCAUAGUUUUCUUUUCCACAAUCUUAUCACUGUCCUUUCACUGUGAAAAAUGGUCACAAGUUUGUGUUUCCAUACAUAUGGCGGAAUUUAAAAUCGGCAAAUAUCUUGUGACUGUAUUAUUAUUUCAAACAUGUCGAAGUGUUGACGAAAAUUGUGACUACCUGGAUACAAGCAGAAAAGAUCGCACAAACCAUCUUCAGUGCGAGAACUAUGGAUGUUGUGGUGACUUUAAGAACAGACACUGCUGUGUUGGACCAAUACCAAUACUUGCUGGGGUAUUUGGAUCCAUUUUGUUCAUUCUUUUUGUGGCCGUGAUAAUAGGAGUAUGUUGCACUCAUCAAAAGAAAAAGAACAGAACUAUUCCGGUUCCUACAAUUACAGCAGAAAUGUACAACGAUAUACCGCUGCCUUCGCCGCCAUGCCAAACUCCACUUGUAUAUAACCCGACGAGGCUUCAUCCACCACCACAAAUAACACACCCAUUCCGACAUAAUAAAGUAGAGGACGUUAUACCCAACCACCCACCACCAUCAAACCUUCAUCCACCUAGAUUAAAAGCAUUUAGAUCAAAAUGAGCGUUCAAGCUAUAACAGAAACGAUUUCAAUAUAAACAAGUGUCAACUGCACUCGGAGUGCACCAUCAAAACUAGUAAAUUACAUUACCUUACAUAAACUAUAACGCUAGCCAUAAUGCGUUGGUAUAAACCGUAUAUGGCAUGAGCAGAAAACGUCAAGACAAGGGUGUAGCCUACUUUAAAUUUACGGGUAGGCCGAAUUCUAGGGUGUCUGGGCGCCUGUCAUCUUGCUCCGGAAUUUUAGAGGUGCGUUUUGGUUAUACACCAAAUAAAAUGCUCAGGGGAUUGUUAAACAUAUAAGGAGAAAAGUAAAUUAUUUUAAUCUGUACACAUUUCUGAAAAUGGUGAAGGCCGCGGACUACACUCAGAGUUCACUGCAACAUCAACUGGAGUAUACCGCAAGCCUCAGCUCGAAUAAACAGUACUUGGCAAAUUAAGUAUACUAACCAUACUGUUAACCGUGAAGAAAUAUAAAAUAGGUUGAAGCAAGAAAUGGUUAAUGUCCAAACAGUUCGAAAAUGCUUCACAAGCCACAAGCUUUUGGUAGUUAUACAGGAACUGUAACUAUUUGCGACCUUUGCCGUUAUGUAUCCAUCUGUUCAACUUUUGACAGAAAUACAAGUGUAUACAUUUUUGAAGCUAUUACAAUUGUGUUUAUUAUAUCUUUAUCAAUUGAAGCACCUGUAACAUUACUAAAAAGAAACAUGAAAUGUGCGCCUAAUCGGCCAUUAAUUUUUUGACGAAAUUCAUAAAAAAUAUGUUGACAACAUCGUAUAGAAGAAAACUGAGGCAAAAUUACAACUUGCUUUUUUGUACAUACCCCUGUUGCUUUUUUACAAGUUACCGGUAACACUAUACUUAUUUCAUGGAAAUAGAUAUAUUCUGUACAAUGCGAUCAACCAUAUGUGGCGAUACGUUUAUAGUACGCAAUAACAUAGUCACAUUCUAAAAUGCUUUGAGGCGAACAUUUCUUCCACCUUUGAUUUGUUAAUUGUUUGGUUUGAGUGUUUUUUUUUUAAUUCAAUCAUUGUAACGGUAAAUUAUGUUGUCAUACUUAUUGGGUCGGCAG